Penicillium macrosclerotiorum is the source of this 654-nucleotide messenger RNA. RefSeq lists its product as uncharacterized. The record is from RefSeq and is a predicted model, not a curated record. The transcript has 3 exons. Gene Ontology annotation, biological process: cellular response to oxidative stress. NCBI's taxonomy places the organism in Eukaryota, Fungi, Ascomycota, Eurotiomycetes, Eurotiales, Aspergillaceae. Bases 1 to 654 code for a protein of 217 amino acids.
AUGGGCUCCACCGCUGUUGAAUUCAAGAACCCGGCCACCACCACUCUUCUCGAGCUGGUCAAGAGCCGCCGCACUAUUUAUGGCCUCAAGGCCGAAAGCCCUAUCUCCGACGAUGUCAUUGAGCGCAUCGUCCAGGACUCUGUCCUUCAUGUUCCCAGCUCCUUCAAUACCCAGACCUCCCGCGUGGUCCUGCUUCUGAAGGAGGAGCACCAGAAGGUGUGGGAUAUUGCCAUCGGUGCCAUGGAAGGUCUGGUUGCCGCCGGCCAUGUUCCCAAGGACAUGUUUGAGAACCACACCAAGCCGAAGCUGAACGCUUUCCGUGCUGCCUAUGGAACCGUCCUUUUCUUUGUCGACUAUGAGUCACUCGCUCCCAUCAAGGAGAAGUUUGCCAUCUAUGCUGACAAGUUCGAUCCUUUUGCUCUGGAGUCGAACGCCAUGUCCCAGUACCUUGUAUGGCUCGCUCUCGAGUCGGAGGGCCUGGGCGCCAACCUCCAGCACUAUAGCCCUCUGAUUGAUGAGCAGGUUGCUAAGACCUGGAACCUUCCUGCUUCCUGGAAGCUGGAUGCCCAGUUGGUCUUUGGUGCUCCUACCGCCGAGGCUGGCGAGAAGACCUUCGAGCCCCUCGAGAACCGAUUCAAGGUUUUUGGUAAAUAG